Messenger RNA from Fomitopsis serialis, 1451 nucleotides. RefSeq lists its product as uncharacterized. NCBI's taxonomy places the organism in Eukaryota, Fungi, Basidiomycota, Agaricomycetes, Polyporales, Fomitopsidaceae. The transcript has 7 exons. The record is from RefSeq and is a predicted model, not a curated record. The coding region runs from base 66 to 1064 and encodes 332 amino acids.
UACAACGACGACGACCUCCCUUCCUCCCGCUGCGUCCAGGCGACACGCAGGAGCCUCUCCUCAACAUGAGCAACGUGGAAGACCUGCUAUCUAGCCCAGAACGCCUGCGUGGACCGUCCCCAACCCGGGGUCGCCAAGAGAGGACUCCGCACUCUCGGGCAGGCUCAGUGGCAUCUAUCGCCCUGGAUGACACCGAUGCGUCUUCGGUGAAAGGUAAACCUCUCUCUGCAACCGGCUUCAAGACACCCGCACGGCGUGCACAGUCACCAGAUAGUGUCGCUGACGAUCAAUCCGUCUUCGGAGAGUCAUCGAAGUCGGCGCGUGCAAGAAAGACGGAGGCAGAACGUAUCGAAUUUCUCCAGAAUGACCCGCUCACAGGCGAGGUGGAGGCACAUCGUGUCUUCUGCAAGGAAUGUCAAGAAUGGGUCAAUUUGGCCCCGAAGCGGAAGUACGUGAUGCAGAACUGGGUCGCGCAUCGGAAGCAGAAACACAAGCAACGCGGCAGCGCGGAUAAACACGACAACUCAGAUCUCAAGUCUGAGACCCCUCGGUCCGACAAGUCGUCGCGAGAGCGACCGAGCAAUCGCAUUACUGCGAUGCAACGCAAGCUCUCGCUGGUGAACGACCCACAAGUAAGGAAGCUGAUAGAUCAAACCGUCGAAUGCACGAUAUGCCGCGCGGAGGUGAUCGUGAAGGGCCAAGUGGACUACGAUCUGUCCCGAUGGGAGGAGCACAAGGCUACGUGCACCAAAUCUACUCCCCGCGCCGCGGCUUCGUCCGAACCAACCGUCGCUGCGGCCAAAGUACCGCCGGGGACAGUACUGCGAUCACCGCCUUCGGUGGCGUCGACGGAUGCGACCGCUGUAGGGUCCGAGCCUUCCCCGUUGCGUGGCGAGAAGAGGCCGCGUGACGAGGAUGAAGAGGACCAGGAGCCGCAGCGCAACGUACGCCCCCGCUCUGCAUUCUACGAGGUACCGGAGGACUCGGCGGGCUUCCUGGAGUGGGUGACGCUGCCCUUCCGCUCGUUUGUGCGCGGAUUCCGUGAGGGAUUAUCAUCGGGAUAGAGUAGGAUCAUCUCGACGUCCGUGCCUAUCGCCAUAUCGCAUUACACCACUUUGACUAAGGACUGCGUCCCGCCACCCUCGUUAUCGCCCGCUCCGUCGCUCCUUGUCCCCCCUGCUGCUUGACCGUUCCCCCGCCUGUCUGUUGCUGCUGUGUUAUUUGCUUCCGUGUAUCUAGUCCGAAUCUAUCGUGAAUGGAUGUGCCCUAGCGGGCGAAAUCAGGUUCCGCGAAGCUUUUGCCGAUGGGCGCGGAGAGAUGAGAUCGGCGAGAAUCCGAGGAUGGGUCCGUAUAUGGACUGGCACGCCCGUAAGCGCGUGUCGCCUGGUUCGCCGUGCGGUGAAUGCCGAGGCCACCCUCGCUGGGCCUCCUCCGUGCGCCUGGAGACCUGG